CAGAGGAAAAAUGGAGCAGCAGGCAAUUCAGCUGGACCGAGAAACUUUCUCCUGUCCGAUCUGCCUGGAUCUACUGAAGGAUCCAGUGGCUAUUCCCUGUGGACACAGCUACUGUAUGAACUGUAUUAAAGAUCACUGGGAUGGAGAGGAUCAGAAAGGAAUCCACAGCUGUCCUCAGUGCAGAAAAGCCUUUACACAGAGGCCUGACCUGGAGAAAAACACAGUGUUAGCAGCUUUAGUGGAGCAGCUGAAGAAGACUGGACUCCUGGAUGCUACUGCUGAUCUACAUUCUGCUGGACCUGAAGAUGUGGCCUGUGAUUUCUGCACUGGAAGAAAACUGAAGGCCAUCAAGUCCUGUUUAGUCUGUCUGGCCUCUUUCUGUGAGAAACACCUUCAGCCUCAUCAUAAUGUGGCUCCUUUAAAGAAACACAAGCUGGUGGAGCCGUCCAAGAACCUCCAGGWGAACAUCUGCUCUAMGCAUGAUGAGGUGAUGAAGAUGUUCUGCCGCACUGAUCAGAAGUCUAUCUGUAGUCUCUGUUUAUUAGAUGACCAUAAAGGCCAUGACACAGUGUCAGCUGCAGCAGAAAGGACUGAGAGGCAGAGAGAGCUGGAGGAGAGACGAGGAAACAUCCAGCAGAGAAUCCAGGACAGAGAG
This is a messenger RNA of Poecilia reticulata (guppy), 655 nucleotides long. The record is from RefSeq and is a predicted model, not a curated record. Lineage: Eukaryota; Metazoa; Chordata; Actinopteri; Cyprinodontiformes; Poeciliidae.